This is a messenger RNA of Brugia malayi, 2022 nucleotides long. RefSeq names its product Glycogen synthase, putative (gene Bma-gsy-1). Gene Ontology annotation, biological process: glycogen biosynthetic process. Bases 1 to 2022 code for a protein of 673 amino acids. Lineage: Eukaryota; Metazoa; Nematoda; Chromadorea; Rhabditida; Onchocercidae. Gene Ontology annotation, cellular component: cytoplasm. Gene Ontology annotation, molecular function: alpha-1,4-glucan glucosyltransferase (UDP-glucose donor) activity. The record is from RefSeq and is a predicted model, not a curated record. The transcript has 12 exons.
AUGACUGAACGAGGACAUAUGCUACGAUCGUUGUCAAGAACAAAAAUUGAGAUGACAUUAGCUGGAGUGAAUACUGAGCAAGCAAGAUUAGUUCGUAUGGAUGCAGGUGAAACAGCACGACGUGAAGGACGGUGUGUUUUCGAAUGUUCAUGGGAAGUUGCUAAUAAAGUUGGUGGUAUUUAUACAGUAUUACGCAGUAAAGCACCAAUAAGUACCGAGGAAUACGGUGAUCAGUACUGUAUGUUAGGUCCAUUACGUGAUGGCAAAUGGCAAUUAGAAGUGGAACAAAUUGCGCCUGAAAGUCGUCAUAUUGCAACAGCUAUUCACAAAUUGAAAGAAGGUGGUUUCAAGACAGUUUAUGGUCGAUGGCUAAUUGAUGGUUAUCCAAAAGUAAUUUUAUUUGAUUUGGGUUCUGGAUCCAGGAAAAUGAACGACUGGAAGCAUGAACUCUACGAAAGAUGUCAAAUUGGAAUACCAUACGAGGAUAUCGAAUCAAAUGAUGCAGUAAUUCUUGGUUUUAUGAUUGCUAUGUUCCUGAAACAUUUUCUGGAUUCAUACAAAAAUUCCGGCUAUCAUAGUUUGGUUGUUGCACAUUUUCAUGAAUGGCAGGCUAGUGUUGGAUUAAUUAAUGCAAAAUUUUGGAAUUUGGAUGUUGCCUUAAUCUAUACUACGCAUGCGACAUUAUUAGGGCGACAUUUAGCAGCUGGCGGUAGUGAUCUUUACAAUAAUAUUAAUCGAUUUAAUUUAGAUGAAGAAGCUGGAAAACGAAAGAUUUAUCAUCAAUAUUGCAUGGAACGAGCAGCAUGUCAUAUGGCGCAUGUUUUUACAACUGUUAGUGAAAUAACGGGUAUUGAAGCCGAACAUUUAAUUCAUCAGAAACCGGAUAUUGUAACACCAAACGGUUUGAAUGUUGUCAAAUUUGCUGCUUUACAUGAAUUUCAGAAUUUACAUGCUAUAGCAAAAGAAAAAAUCAACAAUUUCAUUCGUGGACAUUUCCAUGGUCAUUAUGAUUUUGAUUUGGACAAAACAAUAUAUAUGUUUACUGCUGGACGUUAUGAAUUUAUUAAUAAAGGUGGUGAUAUAUUCAUUGAAUCAUUGGCUAGAUUAAAUCAUUAUCUGAAGACAACCGUUGAUCCACGUUAUCGAGAUGUUACCGUGGUAGCAUUCAUCAUUUAUCCUGCUGCGGCAAAUUCAUUCAAUGUUGAAUCACUGAAAGGACAAGCGGUAGCGAAACAAUUACACGAAACAAUUGAUAAAAUUAAAGAAAGUAUUGCUGUAAGAAUGUUUGAAUCAUGUCUUAAAGGACAUAUUCUGGAUGCAGAUGAAUUAUUGCUACCAAUGGAACGAAUUCAGUUAAAACGAUGUAUUAUGGCAACAGCAAAACAUGAACUACCACCGGUUUGUACGCAUAAUAUGUUAGAUUCAUCCGAUCAUGUACUAAAUGCUUUACGGCGAACACAACUUCUCAAUAAUCCAAGUGAUCGAGUUAAGGUUAUUUUCCAUCCAGAAUUUUUAUCAUCAGUUUCGCCGCUAAUAGGCCUUGAUUAUGAAGAAUUCGUUCGCGGUUGUCAUCUUGGUGUCUUCCCAAGUUACUAUGAACCUUGGGGCUAUACUCCGGCAGAAUGUACAGUAAUGGGUGUACCAUCUGUAUCGACAAAUCUUUCCGGUUUCGGUUGUUUCAUACAGCAGAAUGUAAUGGAUGCAUCAUCGUACGGCAUUUACGUGAUUGAUCGUCGAUUUAAAGAUUGUGAAGGUUCAAUACGUGAUUUAGCACAAGUGCUGUACGACUUUUGUGGACUUUCACGGCGUCAGCGUAUCAUAAUGCGCAAUCGUACGGAACGGCUUAGUGAACUCUUAGAUUGGAAAAAUUUGGGAGUAUUUUACAGAGAUGCACGAAGGAUGGCAUUGGAAAGAUUACAUCCAAAUUUGGAUGAAAUAAUUGAUAAUAAUAUUGGCAAAGUACCAUCGGCAUCACAAAGUCGUCGACCAAGCUUUUCGGACACCGAUGAAAAUGAUGAAUAA